GCGCAUUCCGGUAACAGAAAGCCAGAAAGCGCAAAAAGGAGGGAGGAGGAGGGGAAAAACGGUCGAUUCAUUUCGAAAAAUUUCUCGCAUUGGAAAAAAAAAAAUUGCGCUUCCGUCAUACUGGGAGGGAGGGAGGAUCCUUCUGCUCUGCACUGCCCUGGAAAGGGGGGAGAAAAUAUUCUGUUUGACCCGCAUCGGUUUUUUGGGAGGUAACGAAGGCGGUGUGUGCCGCUUUGCUCUUUUUUUUCUCCCCUCCUUUUCCAAAUUAGAAAUCGCUUUAGAAUUUCUUUUUCCCUUGCGCAGGCCGUGCGUGCGCGCGCUUUUAUUCACCUCUAAUUUGCGCAUCCGGAUUUGGGGGAAACCGAUGCGUUCCUGGGUCUCGUUCUUAUCCCGAGCGAGCAGGGGAACCGGAGAGAGGAAGCGGGAGGGAGAGGAAAAGGGGACGAGCGUGAAGCGAGUUCAAAGCUCUGGACUACGCGAGGCUGUGUAGCCGUGGCUAAACCCCAGCGGAGCCAUGAGCACUCAGGAGGUCCCCAACGCCAGUCUGAAGCAGGGCGACACGCCCUCCGAGACCCUUUCCGCCCAGGCCGUACUCGCCGCCUCGCCCAAGACCGCUACCCAUCAGGUGAAGACCGAGCCUCGUCGCACUCCCACCACCACCUCAACCAGCAACGGCAAAGAGAGCGAUGGCAGCCUUCCUGCUGAGAUCUGCGUCGUCAUCGGGAGUCCUCGGAAUUCCCAAACACAAGGCUCCUACGUCUGCCGAGUGUGUGGGAAGAAGUACAAGUAUUACAACUGCUUUCAGACACACGUCCGUGCCCACAGAGAGUCAGAGAGCACCGUGCCUACAGAAGCGGCGCCUCAUGGCCCAAACAAUGCUUUCCGUUACACAUGUGACAUUUGUGGGAAGAAGUAUAAAUACUACAGCUGCUUCCAGGAGCACAGAGAGCUGCAUGCAGUCGAUGAUCCCUACGAUCAUGUGAUUCCCGUGGAGGAACCGAAGGAGGAGAUCGAGCCCUAUCAGAAAAUCGGACCAAAAACGGGGAGCUACACUUGUGAAUUCUGUGGAAAACAAUAUAAAUACUUCAACCCUUAUCAGGAGCAUGUGGCCCUUCACACUCCAAUGAAGAGCUCUUUCGGUCUGAAAAUUGACAGUAAAACCUCAGUGCAGCCGAGCCGCGGCGACGCCAACAGCUCCCAGAGCUCGGGCGAUGCUACAAGCCCGAUGGUGGCCAGCGCCUUCCCUACAUCGCAGAAGGCCUACACGUGCGGAUCCUGCGGCAUUCAGUUCCAGUUCUACAGCAACCUCAUGGAGCACAUGCAGUCGCACGCCGCGGAUAACGAGAAUCACACUAAAGAGGACUCGGCUAAAGCGUGUCAAGCCCCCGCACCUUCCCAGGAGCAGACGUGGAAAUCGCCUCAGCCGGCCCAGAGGAACCACAUCCCAUCUUCGUACCAGAACAGAUUGCUUCCGGAGAAGGAGCGGCAGCAGGUGGCUGAACGCUUGUUGCGCAUGAUGUGUACCGAUUUGGGUCUCCUUGGUGUACUCAGCAGCAAGGACUUCCUCAAGCUGGCCCAAACUCUAGUGGACACAGGCUCCCGCCAUGGCGCUUAUUCCAUCCGCGAUGCUCUCGGAGACAUGAGCACUUUAGCCCUGAAGCAGCUUCCUCGCAUGUACAACCAGGUCAAAGUGAAAGUGACCUGUGCGCUCGGAUCAAACUCCUCCUUAGGCAUUGCUGUGACCUGUCAUUCACAGACUAUUGGGCCGGAUUCCUGCUACGUGCUAACGGCGUAUCAGGUGGAGGGGGUUCGGCUUCGACGUUACGUGCUAGGAAUUAAAGAGUCUUCUAUAAGGGAGGGUCCGGAGCAUGUCCAUCACUGGGUCCAGAAUGUCCUUUCCGAGUUCGUCAUGUCAGAAAUCCGCACAGUUUAUGUCACGGAGCCACGUUUGUCACUGUUACCGAGUUGCGGCAGGUCCAGCCUUAGCUUGCGGUGUGCUGGAUGCUCACUUUCAGCCACUAUUCAGGCCGUUCUUGGGCGACGUAGCCUUCAGGCCAGGGGCCUGCAUGAACUUGGAGAACUUCUGGCAACAUGUCGUGACAUUGCUGGAAGCAGUAGCUUUAAUCGAGACAGCAAGGCCACAGAUGAGUCUCCACCACCACCCUGUUGGGAUUUCACCGCUGAGGCAUUGCUCAAGGUCCAUGAGAACUUCGAGGCCAUAUGUGAAGUGUACGGCCGCUGCAAAAGCACAGCACCGCUUCUACAAGGCCUCAACAAGCACCUUCUCAGCACGCUAGCCUCACUGCUUGCACCCUUGCGCCAGGCAGCACAGGAGCUGGGGGGUGAUCGCUGGCCCACACUUCAGCAGGUGCUCCCCUCCUACCUUCGCCUGGAGAAACUCUUUACCUCCAAGGCUGGCGAGGCAGGUGCUGGCAGCAAGCUCUGCCACUACUUCCUGGAAGCAUUAAAGGAAAACUUCAAGGUUGAGAGAGUCCACCAAGUGGCUAUGAUCCUGGACCCACAGCUCAAGCUCCGACCAGUCCCUGGAUACCAGCAUGAGGAGAUUAUCUCCAGGGUAUGUGACAUGGCUGUCAGCAUGAAGGAACCAGCGAGUGGAGGCCCGUCUGGGAUCUCGGGGGAUGAGCGGGAGAGCGACGGGCCAGCUGGUCCCAAGCGAGGGCGCAUGGAUUGCGGGAUAGACAGGCCAUCCUGCGCUGCUGAGGAUCCACAGGUUCGGAAGGAACUGUUCCAGUACCUGGGUGAACCGCUCUUCCAAUCGACAGGGGAUCUCUUCCAGUACUGGAGCUCCGUUAUGGACAGAUAUCCCAAGUUGUCCCGUUUGGCUUUGUGGCUCCUGGCAGUGCCCGCCAUGGGUGUCCGCAGCGAAUGCAUCAGCAUCUGUGAGCAGACCUUCGCCCUAAAGAGGAAGCGCGAGGUCACGGCUGAGGAAAUGAACAAGCUCGUCUUCCUCAAGUGCAAUUUUGCCUGAGGUAGAGCAAGGCCACCAGCCAGCACUACUGACUCCUUUGUGAAAGACACACUAAAGUAUUUAGUAUCUAGACGCUGGUCUAGGUUUACUUUGUAGCUUUCUUUACAUCCUUGGUUGGAUCUCUUAUUCUGGAGCGAAAACCUAUUUCUGGAUCAAUGUCUACGAACGACGUGCAGUUAACGAGUUCUUUUUGUGGACGACUGCUGUGGAGCAAUACAUUCUUGAGCAGAUAUCACCUACACACACCUCAAACCUCAACUUUCUACUGCCCUUGGUAACCUAGCAGCGAAAAAGAUAAGCCCUAAAACGUGGAUAUAAACUUUUGUCGUCAAUGCUUGAACCAUCUAAACCAAAACAUGGACACACUGUAUGCAUCAUCUUUAUUUUUCCUUUUUCAAUUAGUUUUUCAUUUUUUUCAAUUAGACUCCUAGACUGUUUGUCCCUGUUAUCCUGCCUGAAUUGUCCAUUUCUUUUUUUUUUCUCCUUUCUCCUCCUGCGCUGCCGAAAGAUAAUUAAUCUACUUUGCUUUUCUUGCUGUACAAAUGACCUCUUAGUUAUCAGGUCUUGGAAAUUAUUUCAGGUAACCUAUGUGCAUUUCUUAUUUCAGUGUUUCUAAAUGAGAGUUCUUCACUGGGUGCUCGCUUCCACUCGUUUGACUGAAUAAUUUGCCGUUUUUAAUAUAUGCUUCUUAAAAUCCGUCAUUUUAAUGGUCCGUACCGAUAGAAGACGCCAUGUAUUGCACAGUUUGAAUCUACAUAUGCAUGAGGAAUCAGAUAUUCAAAUUUUAUUCUAAACGCAUCGCUCUCGUCGCAGUCGGUGCAUUCGACCCCCUUCCGAGCACAGCAGGGUCCAACCUAUAGAGCUACAACCUGCUCGUCAGAUCAUGUGCAUCAUCACAGUCUACAGGAUCUUGAUUAUCUUGGCCGUGAGACUGUCUUGAUGGAGACGGAAUAGUUUAGAUUCAGAAGCGGAUGUACCAUGUGAUCGUUUUUGAAACACUGGCCCACACGGCUUCGGUGUAUAUAAUGGAGUCUUUUACGCAAUCCCAGAAUGGUUUAGCUUGUACCCAGUUUUCUCGCUGAACUCGGACGGUCCAGAUGGGAAAUCCUGUGUUUUUGGUUCAAUGUAAACAAUGGCCAAUAAAGGCCAAAUAUCUCAUUAACGAUCCAAACAAUGCAAGGCCGAUUUGAAACCAUCUGAAGCUAUAUUCACAUGGGUGGAGAUCGCUUGAGAGAAAAUUCUGGCAUCCUAAAGGGUUCGUCAGAUUUUUUUUGUUUUUUUUGUUUUGUUUUUUUUCCCUUUUGAGAGAAACCUUUUUAAUGGUUUUUAAAGGAUCCAAGUAGUACCAUUUUGGGAAAACUGUAACCAUUGUCCAUUCCAAAACAAAACAAAAAACCCUUAAAGAGCCCUUUGUUAGAGAGUGCAUAGAGUAGCUCAUGGAAAAUGGUUGGACUCUUGAGCAUGACCUUUAACCCUGAAACUACUGUACUGGAUAUUGCUUUAGGUCAAAACACUACAUUUAAAACAUACACUUGUUUUGUUUUUGUUUUUUGUUUUGUUUUUUUUAACUGGCGUCCUGACUUUGUGCGGUGGUCUGGGGGGUGGAAUACAGGUUUUAGUUUCUGUUUUCGCAUGUAUGCAUUUUUAAAAAAAAAAGUUUUCCACCAAAAGUGAAUCGGAAAGAAAUCGGAAAGAAAAAAUUGUAAAGAUUGAAUCCCAGCUGUGGUUCAGGAGCAUUAUGGACAUUUUAACAGCUGGUAUCCGAUUACAAUCUUGCGUCCGUGUUUCUUUGGCACGGUUUCUAUCCACCGGCCCGAUCAAAGUUCACUGUGUGAGGAAAUCACAUUUAGCUAGUCAGGUUUUAGACAAUUUUAGGCAGGCUGACUGUUUUUACCAGAAUGUUUUGAUAAACAUGAUCUUUCCAGGCAGACGCUUAUAAAGUAGUCUAAAUAAAAAAUGUUGUUUUGGGUUAAAUGUUUUCUUGAAGGUAUAAAAGUACGUUACAGGCAAAACAAUCCAAAAAAAACGAUGUUGGGUCUCGGCCACGGCAACGUCCGAGUGGUUUUCCCAGACCGCCAUGCAAAUAUAAACACAACUGGCACUUUUUCUUCACAACAUGGCUGUCUCGAGUGUUUAAACAUCUUUAUAUAGAUCCUAAUUGAAGGGACGUCCUGACUAUAAAUGGUAUGCAUCAACAUUGGUGUGUAUCAACGCUCUUCUGCUUCUUUAGGGAUAGGAUUUGUAUUAUUUAAUUGCCAUUUAAAAAGUCUUAGGAAUCUGCAUUCUGGGAUGUUCACUGUGUUGAAAAAGUUGUUUCAGUUCAAUAUGAAUAGAUGGUUUGAAUAGAUUGCAGCUGCUUUUAGUUCUGGAUGCAGCUUCCAUAUUUAAUUUUUUUUUUUUUUUUUUUUUAAUUGUUCUGUCUUUAAUGCACUGGAUUUCUUUUAAAAAAAUAAAAUAAAAUAAAAAAAAGCCCCAACAGAAAGAUAGUAUAAUUAGUUUCUAUAAUCUUCGAGUGAUAAUUCAAGGAUGGAAUCGAAGAGCUUAUUAAAAACGAACCUUCCCAACUGUAUGGCAUGGCCAAGCUUGAUAAAGUUCCCUCUGUCUUGUACACACCAGUUUCGAAGUGUAAUGCUGUUCUGAAGAUGUACGGACAACAUGGAUGUUUUUUUUUUUGUUGUUGUUUGUUUGUUUGUAUGUAUGUAUGUGUCGCUUGGACAAAGUUUCUCCAAGAUCUUUGAGCUUGAGUGGAGCUGGAUGAUGUUUAUUCCUGUUGUUCCUUUUUAUAGCCACAAGAGGGCGCCGUUCAGCUCCUGCUAUGGUGGGAGUGGCUAAACUCCUUACCUCCUUUUGUAUACACAACUUUGAUAAUAGAGUUCAUCAGAAUUCAAAAACCGGUACUGUGUUUUUUUUUUUUUUUUUUUUUUUUUUUUUUUUAAUUUUAUUUUUAUUUUUUAUUUUCUGCUUUUGUGCAUCCAGGGGAGAACGUAUUUGUUUAGACUGCCAAGGAAGUAUCAGAUUGUUCUCAUCAGCAUACUCCCAUUUUGCAAUAUUUAAAUACAAAUAAAUGUACUCUUAUUUUAGGGACCCACUAUUAUUAUUUUUUUCCCUUUCUGCUAAGUGCAAAAAGAAACGGAUGGUUGCUUUUUUUUAGUUCUUUUCAUUUUAUUUUAGUAGGGUAUUUUUUUUUUUUUUUUUAAUUUUUAUGAUUGUGUAUGACUUGUUUGAACAGUAGGUCUAAUUUAUACUUUUUUAGCAGCACUAUUUUUAUAUCUAUAUAUAUGGUUAAUAAUAGAACUUUAACUCAUUACUGAUUCUCAGUAGAACACCAAGCGCUGUGCAGCAUCCUCAGACUCUAUCAUGUACUGUGUGAAAAUAAAACGUACUGAAACAGGAA
Ictalurus punctatus (channel catfish) is the source of this 6383-nucleotide messenger RNA. RefSeq names its product zinc finger protein 618 (gene znf618). The transcript has 13 exons. The record is from RefSeq and is a predicted model, not a curated record. The coding region runs from base 515 to 2989 and encodes 824 amino acids. Gene Ontology annotation, molecular function: protein dimerization activity. NCBI's taxonomy places the organism in Eukaryota, Metazoa, Chordata, Actinopteri, Siluriformes, Ictaluridae.